Messenger RNA from Dendrobium catenatum, 1928 nucleotides. Its product is annotated as berberine bridge enzyme-like 23. The record is from RefSeq and is a predicted model, not a curated record. Gene Ontology annotation, molecular function: oxidoreductase activity; FAD binding. The coding region runs from base 60 to 1652 and encodes 530 amino acids. NCBI's taxonomy places the organism in Eukaryota, Viridiplantae, Streptophyta, Magnoliopsida, Asparagales, Orchidaceae. The transcript has a single exon.
UAUAAGGCAUGAACGGAGCUCUUUCUCUCUACCCAAGAAAAAAAAAAAAAUAAAAAGUCAUGGUCCCUCUUCUCCUCAUCCUAUCAUCAUCCCUGCUAAUUUCCCCAACCAGCUCUGCACCCGUCCACUCCUUCAUUCAAUGCUUCACCAAUCAAACCAACUCCCCUAACCUCCUCUACCUCCCCAACACCUCUUACUUCAACUCCGUCCUCCUUUCCUCCGUCCAAAACCAACGCUUCCUCCUCUCACCAACCUCCACUAAGCCAUCUCUCAUCGUCUCCGCCACCUCUGCAUCCCAUGUCCAAGCCACCAUCAUCUGCGCCCGCGCCUCCAGUCUCCGCCUCCGCACCCGUAGCGGCGGCCAUGACUAUGAAGGCAUGUCUUACUCCGCUUUCAAAGGCCCUAACUCCACUCCCUUCAUAACCCUCGACAUCUCCGCUCUCCGUUCCGUAUCCAUCGACACAAGCUUAAAAAUCGCUUGGGUUCAAGCUGGCGCAACGCUAGGCGAACUGUACUACGCCAUCGCCCAAAACACCAAAACUCUAGCCUUUCCAGCAGGACUAUGUUCAACGGUUGGCGUAGGUGGUCAUUUGAGCGGAGGUGGGAUCGGCUCUUUGGCGCGGAAGUACGGUGCCUCCGUCGACAAUAUCGUAGACGCUUGGCUUGUUGAUGUAAAUGGCCGCCUCCUCAACCGGAAGACGAUGGGAGAGGAUCUUUUCUGGGCGAUCCGAGGUGCUGGCUCUGCGGGAUACGGCGUCAUCAUCGCCUUCAAAGUCAAUCUUGUAGCCGUCCCACCAAAAGUGACAGUUUUCAACGUGGACAAGACGUUGAGACAAAACGCCACAAAAGUCGUGGCACGGUGGCAAGAAUUGGCUCACCAAUUCGACGUUAAUCUGUACAUCCGAGUAAUAGCUCAAGCCGACACCGACGCAGAUGGGAGUAAAACAAUACAAGUUACAUUUAACUCACUUUACCUCGGGCGGAAGGAGGAGUUGCUCCCCUUAGCACAGCAGAGUUUUCCUGAGCUUGGUUUGAAGGCUACCGACUGUAUUGAAAUGAGUUGGAUUGAGUCAAUUCUGUUCCUCUACAGCGGCGCGAGAGUGCCACCGGAGAUGCUGCUGGAUAGAAACCCAGAGUUCAACAGCUCUUUCAAGGCAGCAUCAGACUUUGUUAAGCACCCCAUAGCAGAGAGUGGGUUAGAGGAGAUCUGGAAGUUUAUGAUGGAAGCUGAGGAUGAACCGCUGGUGCUUAUACUAGAUCCCAUGGGUGGGAGAAUGAGUGAGAUAAAGGAGGAAGCUCUGGCUUUUCCUCAUAGAAAUGGGAAUAUUUAUAACGUGUGGUUUGAGACAGAGGAAGGAGUGACGGAGAAGCAUUUGGAAUGGAUGCGGAAAUUGCAGCGAUUCAUGGCGCCUUAUGUGUCGAGCAAACCGAGAGCAGCGUAUUAUAAUUAUAAGGAUAUUGAUUUAGGGAGAAAUGUGGAGGGGAAGGAGACGAGUUACUUGGCUGCAAGGAUUUGGGGGACUAAGUAUUUUAAGGGGAAUUUUAGGAGGUUAGCGAAGGUGAAGGGUAGGGUGGAUCCUGAAAAUUUCUUCUGGAACGAGCAGAGUAUUCCAGUGUUGCAGGCUUUUGGUAGCCUCAGGGAAUUGUUUUGAUCAAAGCUGGUUGAAGAAGAUGAAAAUAAAAGAAAAAUCUCUCCUUGUGAUGGCUUUGCAGACUCUCCUACUUUCCCUUUCAAUACACUUUCAGGGGGCAGAAUUUGUUUUUUAGUUAUUGGGAUGAAUAUCUUGCUUCUUGGUGUAUAUUGUAUUUUGUGCUAUAAGCCUCUACCAGGCUUCUAGCAGGAAUUAAUUCAGUAGUUUCUUAUGAAUCAGGUAUGGCAACUUACUAGGUAUCAGCUUGAAACUAAAACAUAAAAUGUGCAUCUUGCC